Fusarium venenatum is the source of this 2802-nucleotide messenger RNA. RefSeq names its product P-loop containing nucleoside triphosphate hydrolase protein. Gene Ontology annotation, molecular function: microtubule motor activity; microtubule binding; ATP binding. The record is from RefSeq and is a predicted model, not a curated record. Gene Ontology annotation, biological process: microtubule-based movement; mitotic spindle organization; spindle elongation. NCBI's taxonomy places the organism in Eukaryota, Fungi, Ascomycota, Sordariomycetes, Hypocreales, Nectriaceae. Gene Ontology annotation, cellular component: microtubule associated complex.
AUGUCGUCCGCAAAUAGUAUCAAGGUUGUCGCCAGGUUCCGACCUCAGAACAGGGUCGAGCUUGAGUCGGGUGGAAAGCCCAUCGUCGCUUUCAAUGGCGAAGAUACCUGUAGUAUUAACUCCAAGGAUGCGCAAGGCAGCUUCACCUUUGACCGGGUCUUUGACAUGGGAUGCAAACAGCAAGAUAUCUUUGACUUCUCCAUUCGAUCCACCGUCGACGAUAUUCUCAAUGGAUACAACGGUACAGUUUUCGCUUACGGCCAGACCGGUGCCGGUAAGUCGUAUACCAUGAUGGGUACCAACAUCGACGACGACGAGGGCCGAGGUGUUAUUCCCCGUAUCGUUGAGCAAAUCUUUGCCAGCAUCAUGUCGAGUCCCGGCACUAUCGAGUACACGGUCCGAGUCAGCUAUAUGGAAAUUUACAUGGAGAGGAUUCGGGAUUUGCUCCAGCCCCAGAACGACAACUUGCCCGUCCACGAGGAGAAAAACCGCGGUGUCUACGUCAAGGAUCUUUUGGAAAUCUACGUCUCUAGCGUUCAGGAAGUGUACGAAGUCAUGAGGCGAGGUGGAAAUGCCCGAGCAGUUGCUGCCACCAACAUGAACCAGGAAUCUUCGCGAUCACACUCUAUUUUCGUCAUCACCAUUACACAAAAGAAUGUCGAGACCGGAUCAGCGAAGAGCGGACAGCUGUUCCUUGUUGAUUUGGCUGGUAGUGAAAAGGUUGGCAAGACCGGUGCCAGUGGACAGACCCUCGAGGAAGCCAAAAAGAUCAACAAGAGUUUGAGUGCUCUAGGAAUGGUCAUCAACGCCUUGACUGACGGCAAAUCCUCACAUAUCCCUUAUCGAGACUCCAAGUUGACCCGUAUUCUUCAAGAAUCCCUUGGUGGUAACAGUCGGACAACUCUCAUCAUCAAUUGUUCUCCCAGUAGUUACAACGAUGUCGAAACUUUGGGCACGUUGCGAUUUGGUAUGCGAGCCAAGUCUAUCAAGAACAAGGCCAAGGUCAACGCCGAGCUUAGCCCUGCCGAACUCAAGUCUCUGCUUAAGAAAGCGCAAGGACAGGUCACCAAUUUCGAGAGCUACAUCUCUAACCUCGAGGGCGAGAUUCAGAUGUGGCGUUCCGGUGAAGCAGUGCCUAAGGAGAAAUGGGCCACACCCAUUGCUUCCACCGACGUCGUUGCUAGAACCAAGGCUGACGCCAGGACGUCUACCCGACCUUCUACUCCUUCAUUAAUAUCAGAUAGCCGAUCCGAGACGCCUGCGAUAUCCGAACGUGCUGGCACUCCUAGUCUACCGCUGGACAAGGACGAGAGGGAGGAGUUUCUACGACGGGAGAAUGAACUGCAGGAUCAGAUUUCGGAGAAGGAGUCUCAAACCGUUGCGGCUGAGAAGCAGCUUCGGGAGACCAAGGAGGAGCUGGCCUACCUCAAGGAUCAUGACAGCAAAGUUGGCAAGGAGAACGAGAAGCUUACUACCGAGGUUAACGAAUUCAAGAUGCAACUCGAAAGACUCACUUUCGAGAGCAAGGAGGCUCAGAUCACCAUGGAUGCACUAAAGGAAGCCAACUCGGAGCUUACCACCGAACUCGACGAUAUGAAGCAGCAGCUUCUUGAUGUCAAGAUGAGCGCCAAGGAAAAUGGUGCUGCUCUCGACGAAAAGGAGAAGAGGAAGGCUGAGAAGAUGGCCAAGAUGAUGGCUGGCUUCGACUUGGGCGGUGAGGUAUUUAGUGAGAACGAGCGCCAUAUCGCGGAGACUAUCGAGAAGGUCGACUCGCUUCACGAGCUCAGCGCAACCGGCGACAACAUUGCACCCGACGAGUUUAAGGCACUCCGAGCUCGAUUGGUGGAGACGCAGGGUAUUGUUCGACAAGCUGAGCUGUCCAUGUACAGCUCCACCUCCAGCGAUGCCGACUCAAGACGACGACAAGAGCUUGAGACUCGUCUCGAGGCCGUCCAGGCCGAGUACGAAGAGAUCCUUACCCGCAACCUCGGCCCCGAGGAUGUUGAGGAGGUCAAGGCCCGAUUAGAGAACGCCUUUGCCAACCGACAGACUGCCCAGUCUGCAUUCGUCGACGAACUCAAGGCCGACAUUGCCCAAAAGGCAGCUGAGAACACAAGAAUGAAGACGCUGAUUGACGAUCUUCAACAGCGGGUCAAGGCUGGCGCCACCGCGCCCAUGGCUAACGGCAAGACGAUCCAGCAGCAGAUUGCCGAGUUUGACGUCAUGAAGAAGAGUCUCAUGCGCGACCUUCAGAACCGAUGCGAGCGUGUGGUAGAGCUCGAGAUCUCUCUGGAUGAGACACGAGAGCAGUAUAACAACGUUCUCCGAUCGUCAAACAACAGGGCGCAACAGAAGAAGAUGGCGUUCCUCGAGAGGAACCUGGAGCAGCUGACCCAAGUUCAACGCCAGCUAGUCGAGCAGAACUCAGCGCUCAAGAAGGAGGUUGCUAUCGCUGAGCGCAAGCUCAUUGCCCGAAAUGAGCGUAUCCAGAGCCUGGAGAGCCUGCUACAGGAUAGCCAGGAGAAGAUGGCUGCUGCGAACCACAAGUUCGAGGUUCAGCUAGCUGCUGUCAAGGAGCGUCUUGAGCUUGCCAAGGCCGGCAGCACUCGUGGUCUUAACUCGCCAGGUGGCUUUAGCUUCGCGAACGCUGGCAGCAGGAUCGCUAAGCCUCUCCGUGGAGGUGGCGGCAGCAAUGACGCUGCCCCCAUUCCUACGAUCCAGAACCUUCAGGGCCAGAGCGAGGGAAACACCAGCAGCGGUAGCAGCAGCAAGCGUGCCAGUUGGUUUUUCACCAAGUCAUAG